AUGGAUAACAUUAAGAAAUUUUACCUAGCCAGUGUGGAAUCUGUUGAUUUUAACAAUGCUGCAGAAGAAAGUCAAAAAAUCAAGGAUAUGUUUCCCAAAGACUCUCUUAACCAUACCAUUCUGGUUCUGGUGAACGCAGUCUAUUUUAAAGGACAGUGGGACACGAAAUUUGAUACAAAAAACACAGUGGAGAAAGAAUUCUGGCUGGACAAGGACACAAGCAAACCUGUGCAGAUGAUGAGACAAUCCAACGUUUUUAAUUUCACCUCACUGGAGGACUUGCAAGCCAAGAUCCUAGAAAUACCAUACAAAGGCAAAGAUCUAAGCAUGAUGUUGCUGCUGCCACACGAAGUAGAUGGUCUGCAGAAGCUUGAAGAUCAACUCACUGCUGAGAACCUAAUAGAGUGGACGAGCUCACAGAAUAUGAGCAAUGGGCAGGUGGAUUUAUACUUACCCCGGUUCAAAGUAGAAGAGAGUUAUGAGCUCAAGGCCACGCUGAAAGCCCUGGGAAUGGUGGAUGCAUUCAACACAAAGAGGGCCAACUUCUCAGGCAUGACAGGGAGGCAGGAUCUUGUGGUGUCUAAAGUCAGGCACAAGUCCUUUGUGGAGGUCACCGAAGAGGGCACGGAGGCUGCAGCCUCCACAGACGUAGAAGUUAUUGCCAAAUCAGCACCAAUCUAUCCUUUUCAUUGCGAUCACCCUUUCCUGUUCUUCAUCAAGCACAAUAAGACCAACAGCAUCCUCUUCUUGGGCAGAGUCUCUUCCCCUUAG
Canis lupus familiaris (dog) is the source of this 771-nucleotide messenger RNA. RefSeq names its product serpin B4. NCBI's taxonomy places the organism in Eukaryota, Metazoa, Chordata, Mammalia, Carnivora, Canidae. The coding region runs from base 1 to 771 and encodes 256 amino acids. The transcript is spliced from 4 exons. Gene Ontology annotation, biological process: negative regulation of endopeptidase activity. Gene Ontology annotation, molecular function: serine-type endopeptidase inhibitor activity. The record is from RefSeq and is a predicted model, not a curated record.